UAUUUUGUUUGAAAAACCUAUUCCCUGUUUCACAGAGGACCGUUUAAUUGUACGCAAUAAUUUUGGCCAUCAGUAUCAGAUAACAAGGGUUGAAAAAUCUGUGAAAAGCUGUACGCAGAACCCAGUACAGGGGGAACAUCGGAACGGACCAUUUGUACGUUGCAAAGAAUGCGUAGCCAUUGUUGGUGCUGCGAUCGUUAGUUUGUAGAUCCGAAAUCAUCAUGGGAACGGAAAAGCAUCCGAUAAUAGAAGGGCUGAGUAAAAUGUCUGCGGAUUUGGGUGCAGGGUACUGAUACGAUAUUAUCAAUAAAUCUAAAUGCAAGGUGAAACAAUAAAUGGACAAACGUGAGUGGGCUGCCCCGAAUAAAUUUUAUGAUAGUGCGAGUGAGGUGACGGAGGGCGGGCAGCGGCUGGUGACUGGCGGCGGGGAACGGAUCGGCCAUAACACCAAGCUAGCGAGCAGGGAGAAAGCGUAGAGCGAGUUCCGAGGCGUAGUGGUAGUGUUUUUGAUAAAAUUCCGAUUGAAAAACGGCCGGCAAUCAUCAGGUAGGUGGUUCUCUAUAAUCCUGAGUGCCACACGAUUAAAUUGUGACAUGAAUAUCGGUGCAUGUACGCCGGUGUGCCGCAUAAAUAACGAAACAUAUCAAUAGACCUCGAAGCUUUCUUUCCCGAGUGGGCAAACCGCCAUGUUGAAUGAAACCUACGUGAAAUAAAAGACCCGAUAAAUCGACCGAUUUUGGUUCUGUUGAUAUCGAAAAAGCCUCGUUCUCCUGAUUACUUGGUACCUCCAAACAUCCUAUCAACUGACUGACGUCUUUCUCUAUCGCUUUGGUUAGGCGCGGAUCCCGCCAGCCAGCUCGACCGAACGAACGACGGACGGACAGACAGACAGACCGACCGAGGCCGAGGACGAGCGAGGACGAGCGACGAGGCUAUUGCCUACCUCUACCAAGAUUAGUGGUGCUCCUACUUUUCCCGUUCUUUUGCCUUCGGACCAAAGCUUAUCUUUAUCAUCAUGUAUCGUCCUCGUCUUCGUCGUCGCCUUCCUCAUCAACUGUGCUCAUCUAUCGCGUUGGUUAUCCGCUGAUCUCGUUCUACCCGCCGUCCGUCUGCCUGCCUACCUGCCAGUUAUCUUAGUGACUAGUGUUUUGUGUUCGGUGCCUCUGAUCAGCUUGGAUGUUGCUAGAGUCGCAAGUCUUGGCUGGAGGUACGGCGAAUCACUGCAGAGUACAAGGCUGACAUCAGAGCCGCCGUUGUUCGGUAGGCUUGAGUAGUGUUAUGCCGCCUUGGUGCCAACCUCCCAGGUCACAGCCCAAUCAUCUCGUCAGCAACCAAUUAGCGAGCUAUGAUGCUCACUUCAGAGUAUAUACUUGCAAGCUUGGUUGUUGAUGAAGCUUCGUAACGUCAACUGUCAACGUAAAGCAGUUACCUGCUGCGUAGCGUUUAUGUUCCAUAUAUGUCUGAAAGAAGCGAAGUCAAGAUGCAGCAGGUGGACACUAUCUCGCAAAAUAAUUCUUUAGAUGUGGAGGAGCGAGAGAGGCUGUGUAAUAUACCCAAGACGAGUGCACCUGGUAAGACGUCGAGUGCACCAGCUAUUCCUCCGAAGGAACCACCUCCUAGAGACGAGCCUGCCGUUGAACCGGUAAACGGUGUGGUACAACCACCCGUAGUGCCGCCGCCCACUCGACCCGGUCGCGUUACCAAUCAGCUUCAAUUUCUCCAAAAAGGUGUACUCAAGCCAGUAUGGAAGCACCAAUUUGCCUGGCCUUUUCAACAGCCUGUAGAUGCCAAAAAGCUGAACUUGCCAGACUACCACAAAAUCAUCAAACAGCCGAUGGAUCUUGGCACGAUAAAAAAGCGGUUAGAAAACAAUUAUUAUUGGAGCGGCAAAGAAUGCAUUCAAGAUUUCAAUACGAUGUUUACCAACUGCUACGUGUACAACAAGCCAGGAGAAGAUGUGGUAGUAAUGGCACAAGCUCUCGAGAAGCUGUUUCUCACAAAGGUUGCACAAAUGCCAAAGGAGGAGGUGGAGCUAGAUCCACCCGUCCCAAAAGGCCCAAAAGGUAAAAAGGCCACCGCUGGAAGAGUUGGCCUCGGUCCAGGCGUGGCUGUGGGUGCUCCUGUCGGAGCUGGAAGAGGUCGACCAUCCUCUGUAGCAGCUGCUGUAAGUUCGAGUAUACCGAACAGCAUGACGCCAUCGGCGACAUCCGCAGGAACGACGGGAAUCAUACCAAUGCCACCACUGGGGACUCAGGCUCCGACUUCUGUGCCUGGCAGCACUAACACAACCACAAUAGCUCCUCCAGCGAGCAUAGGAGUGCCACCUAUGGCGACCCAUAACUCCUUACCCCAACAAGUUGUUCCUCCUACAAGUGGGUACCAUGCGCAAGCUGCGAUGGAGACACAAGCUCCACCUUCCGCGCCUCCACCCCUGCCCGUUCCCACUGCACCUACCGUAAUGCCACCCUCGCAGCCUGCCAAGCUCAAAAAAGGAGUGAAAAGAAAGGCUGAUACUACCACACCAACCGCUAACUCUUUCGAACCCCUUUACCACCCACCACUUGACGCAAAAAAUGCCAAGAUUUCAACGCGGCGGGAGUCUGGCAGACAAAUCAAGAAGCCGACGAGGCAAGCAGAAGACGGCCUGGUGCCGUUCCACCAGGCCAACAUGCCCCUGAUGGGGCCCAUGGCCCAACAGCCACAACAUGCGGGUGGUAAAUCCAAGGAGAAGUUGUCAGAAGCCUUGAAAUCCUGUAAUGAAAUACUAAAAGAGCUGUUCUCGAAAAAGCACUCGGGUUACGCAUGGCCAUUCUAUAAGCCCGUAGAUGCCGAACUCCUUGGUCUCCAUGACUAUCACGAGAUCAUCAAAAAACCGAUGGAUCUUGGAACUGUAAAGAAUAAAAUGGACACCCGUGAAUAUAAGACUGCGCAAGAGUUUGCCGGUGACGUAAGACUUAUAUUCACGAAUUGUUACAAGUAUAAUCCUCCAGAUCACGAUGUCGUUGCAAUGGCGAGAAAACUCCAGGACGUCUUUGAAAUGAGGUAUGCGAAAAUUCCCGAUGAACCACUCGGUGGAUUAGUUGGCAUUAACGGCAGCAGUACUAGCGGCAGCAGUUCUGGCUCUGAGAGUACUUCGGAGAGUGAUGAUUCUGAAGAAGAAGAGCGUACGGAAAAGCUUGUUGCCCUUGAACGAGAGCUAAAAGCAAUGCAAGAACAGAUGAGGAAGUUGGUAGAAGAAAGUGGGAAGAAGAAGAGUAAAAAGAAGAAGCCUGAAAAGCCGAAAAAGUUGUCAGGUGGUAAGGGAGCUAGCCUAAGCGGUGGUAGUCACAGCGGGGCAAUGAAGGAACUGAUGAAACCUGGUGGAAGAAUUUCUAAUGUGUCCGACAGCGUAGGGGCAAGUAUAGCAAGCGUUGCAAUGGGUGCCGGAGAUUUGAAGAUGCCGAGUGGCAUGGCCACGGAUCUUCAUCAUCCUGCUAUUGCGGUGGUAGGACCCAAUAAGGCCCAUUCCGGUCCUAGCAUUAGCCAUCACCUACCUGCCGCCGCAAAUGCGAAGCCAAAAGGUAAAGCAAAAGGACCUGGAAAAGCUGCGACGACAAAUACAGCUAACAAGAGGCCAAAGGCAAAUAGCAGAUCUACAGGAAAUAAGAAAAAGAAUGCUAGCAAUCAGCCACCUCCGUUGGCCUUUGACUCUGAGGAUGAAGACAAUGCCAAGCCGAUGUCCUAUGACGAAAAGAGACAGCUGAGUUUGGACAUUAACAAACUACCUGGUGACAAACUAGGUCGGGUUGUACACAUUAUCCAAUCACGAGAGCCUUCGCUCAGGGAUUCAAACCCUGACGAAAUUGAAAUUGACUUUGAAACUCUGAAGCCAUCUACACUUAGAGAGUUGGAGAGUUACGUCGCUUCCUGCCUUCGGAAAAAGCCACAUAAAAAGCCUAGCGGUAAACCCAAGGACGAACAGAUGGCGGAGAAAAAACUGGAGCUGGAAAAGCGUUUACAAGAUGUCUCAGGGCAGUUAGGGAAUUGCAAAAAACCUGCUAAAAAAGAAGACAGUAGUAAAUCUGUGGAUGUUGGUGGGACCGGAGGUGCGGGUGGACCGUCGAGACUCUCAGCAUCUAGCAGUAGUAGCAGUGACAGUGAUUCCAGCAGUAGUUCGCUUUCCUCGAGCUCCAGUGAUUCGAGCGACAGCGAAGCAGGAAAUUCUACCAAUCGUCCGCCACGAAAGAAAACCAAGAAAUCCACAACUACUGCAUCUAUUGCUCCUGCUCCUGCAACGGCAUCGACUUUGAACAAUACCGGAGGGCUCCUAUUGAACAAUCAACAACCGCCGUCAAAUAACACUCUACCAACGUCUAAGCCACCAGUCGGAACACAGCCUAAUAAUUUAAAUAUUGAACAAGGAGGCAAUGCCGCCCAGCCUGUGGCUACGGUUGCUGCUGUAAUAGCUAAUCAAGGUAUACCACCCGUAGCUAGUCAUGCUUCGAUGCCGGCUCAACCUACUCGUCCCAUCGCAAUGGCUACCGCUGCUCCAACAAAGAAACCUACUCCUCCGAACUCUUCGAAUCCUCCAACUCCGUCGGUCUCUGUACCUACUCCACCUCCGAGUGUCACUCCAACAAAUACUAACACCAUUAUGACCUCGCCUGUUGGCCCACCGCCUCAGACACAAUUGCAGCCGAUACCACAAUUACCACCACAAACACAACCACCGCCGCAGCCACAACCACAACCACAGCCACAAUCGCAACCACAAGUACAACCACAGCCGCUAGUGCAACCCCAACCGACUCAGCAACAGACCACCGUCAGUUCCUAUCCAAAUACAACUUCAUCUAUAAAUGCGGAUGGACCUACUAUCAAGCAAGAGACAGAUCUUCUUCAGCCAUACAAUACUCUAGCAGCAUCUGUACCCACAACUCAAACGGCAUUGGAACAGACGUUAUCGAAUAUGAUCCAACCACCAUCAACGACGGUGAACAGUUCGCUGAAUCUUCUGUCGGAUCUGAAGAAUCCUGUCAGUAUGAUGACCUCCAGUAUGGCAUCGAACCUGAAUCUGAGCAACAUCAAUAUGGCUAAUUUGAAUAUGAAUUUGCAACAGAGUCUUGCCUCACACCUACAUCCCGCUAUUCACAAUGCACUGGAUAACAUGAUAAAUACUACUUCUGCCCUGACCAAUAUACAAAGUACUCAUAAUAUGACGAUGCCACAGCAGCACUCCAACGGGUUUGCUAAUAUUAAACGAGAAAAUUCACCUCCUAAUACGCUCAAUAAUAAUGGUGUAUCUGGAUUAAGUAUGGGUAUGGGAAUAGGUGGAAUUACUAUGGGAUCGAUCUUCGAUCCUCUGCCAAUGGUUACCAUGCCCGCACAUCCUUCUACAUUAUUACCCAUAAAAAAGGAGGAAAAACCACUGUCUAUGUCGCAGCUACAAAUGCCUCAAAAGACUAUGGAUGCGGGAGCUCUGUUUGCAGAGAUGACUGCUAUGGGAAUGCAACCUAUCAGCAAUCACUCCGGUUCGCAACAUCUUCCUGAGAAGAAGAUGACUCCACCGGACUCUAAGAACCCAGCUGCAAAUUUUGCUUCAGCUUUUAAAAACAAGACUGUUGAACAAAAUGUUAAAAAUGCAUCUUCCUGGUCCUCUCUGGCGCAAGCUUCCAGUCCCCAAUCUGCCGCUGGGACCAGUAUGAAAAGUGCUGCACGGGAUACUUUCCAGGCGUUCAAGAGACAAGCUAAAGAAAAGCAGGAUCGGCAAAGAGCAUUACUGGAACAGCAAGAGGUGCGUCGCCAGCAGAAAGAACAUGCGGAGAGGGAAAGAUUGCGACAGGAGAAUGAAAGAAGAAGAGAACGAGAGGAAGAAGAUGCGUUGGACAAAGUUAGAAAAACUGUCACGGAACAGCCAGCUGUUCCGAUGGUCGCUACCACGAGGGCAGAAGAAGUGAAAGCAGUCGCUGAUACGGACAGCAGUAGUCCAGGGCACUCUUCGAAUCAGGACAAAGCUGCGGCAGAACGUGAACGUCAAAGGUUGCGUGAGCAGGAACGUCGAAGACGCGAGGCUAUGGCCGGUCAAAUAGACAUGAACAUGCAGAGUGACUUAAUGGCUGCUUUCGAGGAAUCUUUAUAAUGUUGCAUCGCUCUGCUCGUGACAAUGUAUUUUAAACCGGGCAGGACUAAGGCGAGUUUUUAUUUUGCCGGGGGUUGUUAUAAAAUGGUGUUGAUAUGUUAUCGUCUAACGAUGAGAUGGACAAAAAUGUGCGCUAAUUACAGUGUACCGAGUGGUGGUGCAGUUGGGACAUUCCAACGAAAUUAAUUAACAUCAUUAUCCGACGAAUUUUGUUGGACAGUUUAGAAACGGACUUUGAUGAGGCGACUGUGUAAUCGACGGACACCAAAGUGUGACCAUGUAACUAGAUAAAUACUUACGACAUACUUCAAUUAUAUUACUGACCAUUGUGUUACAUUUUCCGGUUUUCAUAAGUUUGUACUUCAUGUAAAUUUGGAGAUAAAUUAAUUAUCGUGAAGGAAGGAAGACAUUUACGUGCUGUUGCCGCUGCUGCUGCCGUUGCUCUACUGCUCCUGCCGCUGCUGUUCCUGGAAGUAACAUAAAAAGCAUAUGACAUGUAAAAGUCUGGGGAGCGUAACGUUGUGUACAUUUAGUUAAGUUUUAUAUUUUUCCACAUUCAGUCAUUAAUCGUUCUUAGGAUAACUUAGACCAUUUUUCUGCCGAUAAUACCUACAAUUAUUAGCUAUUACUAAUAAUUUCACUGUAGAUUUAUUUCUCAAUUGUGGAUGCUCCUAUUAAUCGCUGAAAUAGGUAGGCUUUGUUAAGUCGAUAACAUUAAAUACAUACCUAACGUGAAAAAAAUAAUUUAAAAUAAAUUAAAAUUAAAAUUAAAUCGAAUAAAACUUAAAGUAAAUAAGUAAAAUAAAAUAAAACAGUGGUGAACUUUAUUAUAAUCGUGAACGUAUCAGAAAUAAUGAUUUCUGUUAUCACUGUAAGUUAUGUCGGGAAAAAAAAACAAAAAAAAACAAAAAAACAAAUUUAAGUGACUAAAAAAUUCAUCGAUUCACCUUGAACAGUGUUGUCAAUUAUUAUAAAAAUAAUGGUAAAGAGUAAAUACGUGAAUUAUCAUCGA
Athalia rosae (coleseed sawfly) is the source of this 7130-nucleotide messenger RNA. Its product is annotated as homeotic protein female sterile-like. The record is from RefSeq and is a predicted model, not a curated record. The coding region runs from base 1457 to 6118 and encodes 1553 amino acids. Gene Ontology annotation, cellular component: nucleus; chromatin. The transcript has 24 exons. Gene Ontology annotation, biological process: chromatin remodeling; regulation of DNA-templated transcription. Lineage: Eukaryota; Metazoa; Arthropoda; Insecta; Hymenoptera; Athaliidae.